AUGAACUCUGAAAUUUGUGAAUGUGGGAAAAAUCGUGACAAAUUGAAUAACACAAAUUGGACAAGGCACAUUAUUUCAUAUCGAAACCCAACAUGCAGUCAAAAUGAAGCACUGAACUCUGAACUAUUGUCUGAAAACAAUUUGAGUACAUGUACAUCUUCUGAUUAUACUAAAGAUACAGCCGAUACAGUUGGAAUGGAUGAAGAAGUGUCCAAUUCGUUAUCAACCAGUUUGUCAUUUAGCCAGAGUCCAAUCCUUACUUUGAAGUCACUCAUCAAAUUAUCAAUAGAUGAAAACCCAACAUGCAGUCAAAAUGAUGCCCUAAACUCUGAACUAUUAUCUGAAAACAAUUUGAGUACAUAUACAACUUCUGAUUAUACUAAAGAUACAGCCGAUACAGAAUACCAAGUUAAGGAUAGUGUGUUCCCAAAUGAUCCUGUUCAUUGGCCAGAAACCAUGUCAAAUGAAAUAUUAACAUACUUUGUGAAUCUCGGACCUUGUCAGCCAUUGCCUUCUGAUCUAAAAUACAACAAAUUCCCUACAAAAAACUAUGGAUCAGGAAAUAUUCGAUUAUUUGGUUUGGAUAAGGCAAAAAAAUCAUUUUUAUCUUCUAAAGGUACCUGUGAUUAUAGAAACAUUGCUAAAACAAUUCACCAUCACGAGUGUUUACCCGAACAUAUUCAAAUCAUCAUAGACACUACUACAGACGUGUCUACAUUAGAGCAAUUUACCUUUUUACUUAGAUAUUUAAAUGAUAAAGGUAAAAUUGAAGAAAGAUUAGUGGCAUUGGUAACUUCACCAGAUUCAACUGGAAAAGGAAUGUAUGAAGUAUUUUGUAAUAUAACAGAAAAAUAUAAUAUUAAUUGGAAAAGAGAUUUGUGUGCACAAGCUUACGAUGGAGCAGCUUCAAUGCAAGGCCAAUAUUCAGGAUUAAAAACUUUAAUACAAAAUGAAAACCCUAAUGCUUUAUAUGUGUGGUGUUCUGCACAUCUUUUAAACUUGGUAAUAGUUGAUACAUGUGACUGUUGUACCAAAACAAAGGUUUUUUUUGGUGAUAUUAAAGCAUUAGUUGAGUUGAGCACGAAAAAUAACUGCUACUUUUUAAUUACAGUAGUAUAUGAAAAAUAUGCUGCAUUAUUACAAUCAUUGAAUGCUAUUGCUUCUGCGGAAGAUUCUGAUCGUGAAUCAAGUUCAACAGCCAAAAGUUUAUCAAUGAGAUUAUCUUCUUUUGAAUUUAUUAUAGCCAUGAAUUUAGUUAAAACUAUAUUUGCAAUUACUACUCCAGUUUCAAAUUACCUUCAAUCUAAAUCAAUUGAUUUUAUAGAAGCAAUUAAUCUUGUUGAUGUUGCUAAGAACCGUUUAAUUGAUCUUAGAGAUGAUGAUAAAUGUCAAAAUCUGAUAAAUGAAGCAAAAAGUUUUGCAAAAGACCAAAACUUAACAGAAAGGAACUUUAAAGAAGUCAGGUUGCGUAAAAAAAAAAUUAUGCCUGGAGAAUUGUCUAGAGAUGAAAUUUCUUCUACUGCUCAAGAUGUAUUUAGAAGUGAUGUGUAUUUUAAAGUGUUGGAUGUCAUUAUAAAUUCUAUUGAAUCAAGGUUUAAAGACUCUAGAGAGAUAAUGAAGGACCUUUGUCUACUUUCACCUGAACGACUUCUGUCUUAUAGUAAAAAGAAUAGUAAAAAAUUGCCUGAAGAUGCUUUUGACCAAUUAGCAAAAUGGAUACAUGGUAUAAAUUUACAAGAUUUAAGAGUAGAGUAUUUAGCUUUCAGUAGUAGUUUACAUGAAUUGGUCGUAGGACUUGAACCAAAACAACUACAUGAGAAUGUCAAGUGUAUACAAAGUUCUGAAGAUAGUGAUUCCAGUAUCACUAGUUAUGAAGAUGACACACAAGUAGUUGAAAAAAAAGUUAGUGUAGAAAGAAUUCUUCAUAUUUUGUCAAGUUACAACUUGAUAUCAGCUUUUCCCAAUUUGUACAAAGCUUGUAAGUCACUUGGUACAAUACCUGCUUCUUUUGCUUCAGCUGAACGUAGUUUUUCAAAGGUAAAAUUGAUUAAAACUCGCCUACGUUCCACAACUGGACAAGACCGACUUGAAAGCUUAUUGAUUUUGAGCAUGGAAAAGGAUAUUGAAAUCAAUUACAAUGAAGCCAUAGAUACGUUUGUCAUGACUUCAGAUGUUUUAAAAAAACAGUUGAUAUUUAAAUAA
Molecule: messenger RNA, 2202 nt
Organism: Macrosiphum euphorbiae (potato aphid)
Lineage: Eukaryota; Metazoa; Arthropoda; Insecta; Hemiptera; Aphididae
Source: the annotation of a GenBank genome assembly